UCACAGGAAACACAACCUCAAACGGACCUAGCAGGGGCUUUCUGCUGAAGGACACUGCUUAGCAUUGAGAACAGUUCACCCCACUGCCUUACGGAUUACCAGCUGUCAGACGUCUCUGCAAUGCCGCCUCGGGAACCCCUCGCAGGAGACCAGCAUCUCAGCACGGGACCUUGUGCACAGCCGCACUCUUCAGGCUGAAUUCAAGAUCCCACUUAUUCGUGAGGCACCAAGAACUAUGAACAGACAGGGCAAGAGAAGGACAACAAAAGAAGCUUCCAGUCAUUUGAAAUUCCAGGACUUCGGUCUGCCAAAAAAUAGGUCAUGGCCUCGAAUCAACAGUGCCACCGGCCAGUACCUGAAUACUGAGGAGCCUCCUCCCUGUGAAAGAAAGUCUGCUGCAACGGGCCUGGAGGGAGCAAAAGACCUCAGAGAUGGCGACUAUGAAGACCCAGAACUUCGUACGGUAGAGGCAUGGCGAACGAUAAAAAUUUUACCAGCCAGGCCUAUAAAGGAAUCGGAAUAUGCAGAUACGCGCUAUUUCAAGGAUAUGAUGGACACUCCCUUUUCCUUGGACGCCCAGCCCUCCGUCCCCACGGAGGGCCAACACUGGCACACACGGAUGGGGCUGGAAGAAGUGAACAAACAAAUUUCCAAGGAUUCCAGAAGCCAGCAUGUUAAAGGAGACAGACCCACAAAGGAAAGCAAGACUCCUUUCCCACCUCCUCGGCCACCUGGCAUUCUUCCAAAGAAGUACCAGCCCCUGCCGCCCCAGCCGGAGAGCAGCUGGUCACCCCUCCCUCAGAGGCUCGCCUUUCCGGACGUCCAGAGAGAACCCAGACAGAUAAGCUUAAAGGACUUGCAUGAGGUCCUCGGAACAGAGAGAGUCCCUCAUUGCCAGAUGAAGCCUGAAUCGAUUCACCUGUCACAAAAUCAAAGUACUCAAGAGACUCCUCUUGCCAUCACCAGCUCACCACUCGUGAUGAAAAACCAAAGUGCACAAAACAGAGAUAAUAAACACAGCACCCAGUUCCAUCCUCCCCAGAGAUGUCAGUCUCCAGCCCGCUAUGGCCCUCAGGAAACUUUGCCGCACUAUAAAAACACAGGCUGGAGAAAACCUUUCCCCACAAGUUCUGAUGAAAAGGAUGUCCAGCAAAGCAACUGGUACGUUGGAGAGCACAGUCGCCAAGCAGUGGAAGAGGCAUUAAGGAGGGAGAACAAGGAUGGCACUUUCUUGGUCCGAGACUGUUCCACGAAAUCCAGGGCAGAACCCUACGUUUUGGUGGUGUUUUAUGGGAACAGAGUCUACAACGUGAAAAUCCGUUUCCUGGAGAAGAAUCAGCAGUUUGCCCUGGGGACAGGACUCAGGGGAGACGAGAAGUUUAAUUCGGUGGAAGACAUGAUCGAACACUACAAGUAUUUUCCCAUCGUACUAAUUGACGGGAAAGAUAGAACUGGGAUCCACAGGGUGCAAUGCUACCUAACACAGCCGCUCCCCUUCAGCAGAUGCUUCUCGCCGCGGUAGCCUGGGCUCUGUGUUCUCACCGGUUCAGGGGAUCCGAUGCCUCCACCCAUUUUCCAAUGAUUUCAAAAGAUGACGUUCUGUGGCUUCGAGGGAUCACUUCUUUGACCUCGGAGAAAAAGAAAAACCUUUUACCAUGGAAACUGGAAACUCAAUCUCGGUUUCGAAAGUUCAAGCCACAGAAGAAAUAUCUAUAAGAAGCAAAAAAAUAAAAACUGGCUUUUAAAAGCGUAUCAUCUAAAGAGAAAACUGUAAAUGUGGUCCUCGUGCCUAUGUUACAGAUGAGAAAUAAAGGUGACAAGAAGGUUUGCUGAAAUAUUUGCAAUUCGCACAGGACAGAUCUAUGUGAGACUCCCAAGUUUAUGCUCUUUAUAGGACCUGCCCCUGCCUUUAUUUCUGGAGUGGUAGGACUUGUGACUUUAGAUUUUUGAGAUUCCUCAGGCUAAAGAUAUCGGUGAACGUAAGCUCUAUUGUAUUUGUGACCCUGGAAAUUCAAGUGUCCGGACGACUGUAGUAGAAAAGGAGACUGCUUGUGAAUAUCACCUGGAGAAAAUCAGAAAUGCUCUUUCUGGAGGAAAGCAGAAAUGCUCUGGUGUGAAAUGGCCAUGGCCCAGACUCCAGGACUCUGUGUCGAGUGGCUUGGAGACAAAUGGAAUUUGCAGAUUCGUAGUCAGGGAGUAAGCUGAAGUCUGAGUGAAAGUUCAGAAAAAUUUCUUUUUAAUUCCCAUGGUGGACUUCCCUUCAAAGGAAGAGAACCGUCCUCAGAUAAGUGUGACCCUGAAGGAAGAUUGCACGCCUCCUGAUAUUGUCGCCUCCUAAGGCUAAGAGGAUCUUAUUUGAUUCCCAUUUUACAAUACAGAUGAGGAAAAGAGGCUCAGAAAGGUUACUGAUCUCACUCCGUGUAGGAAGAGAGCCCACGUUUUUAUCCAUUUCGCCUGGCUCCUUCCAAGCACACCUUCCCAGGUACAUUCCCUGUAGAAAUGAACCAUCAAGUUGAAAAGCUAAAUUAAGGAGAGAGAAACAAUCUGAAAAUACAGAUUUACCCACAUGAAAAUGUAUAAAUAACUAAACUCUUUAGUGAAGUAAGUUAAAAGAGAGAGCUCUGGGUGAAAUGAAUACACAUAAUGACUUCAAAUGUUUUCAAAGCCUGUACGUGAAAUUUAUGGAAUAUUUAUGCAGUGGUAGCUCUAACACAGAAGUCAAGUCAAAAAUAGAAUUAGAAGGGGAGAGAUAACAAUGGAAACAACACAAAACCAUGCUCCAGAUCAUCUCAUCUGAAAUAGCAGCCAAGGAGUGCCCUUAAAGGGGCCCCGACCAUCCACCUACCAACCGGACAAGAGAGUGCAGGCUCUCUGCUUCCCCAAGGUCAAUGGGAAGUAAUGCCUCUGAGUCAGGGCAGGAGCAUUUGAUGAAGAAGCUCCUUGUCAGUUAGGGCUCUUGAUACUCAACUGAGCCUACCUUCGAGUGCGCCCGCACAGGAUAGCACGUGAACCAAGAAGCAAGAGUGUCUAGCCCGGGGCUUGGCUACUUCAGGAGCAGACUGCUCAGAACUGAAGGCAGUAUGGUUGUUGCUAGUGCUCAGCUGGACCUCCAGGCCGGCGUGGAAACAGGCUGUGCAGAGGCCACAGCUCUUGUGCAGGAAGAAUCAGACCCUCCUUCUACAAAGCUACGGGGAGACGGUGGAGAACUCCGAUUUAUAGCUCAGAGCCUGGAGCCUGCUUCGGAUUCUGUGUCUCCCUCUCUCUCUGCCCCUCCCCUGCUCGUGCUCUGUCUCUCUCUCUGUCCCUCUCAAAAAUAGAUAAACAUUUAAAAAAAAGAAAAAGAAAUUAGCCAUCUUAAAAUAAAAAUCCCACAAUGCUUAUACAUAGGGAAAUCUCUGGAAAGAAAAAUACAAAAUAUUGGCAGGGUUGCUUUUUAGAUGAUUAGGGUUUGAUGUUAGUUGGGUCUUCUGGAACUCAGAUGCCAAGACAGGAGUUAGACGUGCAAACAUUUAUCGGAGGUAAUGCCUGAGAAAGAUAAAGGGGAGAAAGAACAGGACGAGGCAGGGAGAGCCUUCGGGCUGUGAUGUGGUCUGAUCUCUAUGAGAAGGGAGAGGGAAGGAGGGAGACAUGAGUAGGAAAGCCAUCCAACCGAAACGCAGCCCUGGCAGGUUGCUGGCCAGUCCACCGGUACGAUCCAGAGCUAGUGCCCAUAGUGGAGACAGUCCCAUGUGGGGCAGAAAUGGCUAGGUCCUAGUGCAACACCAUGUAAGUCAUUGCCAGAGGCUGCCCAGGAAAAACACAACCUUCAGCUACCAUGGGAGAUCCAGAAGGCGCUGCAGCAGGAGGCUCUUGGACAACUCACUGUUCAGCAAGUUCUUGUUUCAAGUGCGAGCCAAGUGGCUCGCCACCACGCCUGACACAGUGACUCUGGUUCUCGGCGUUAACGGUGAUAAGGACGUAUUGCUUGUCACAGAUUACUGAAUAGUAAGGAUAUAUAAUUUUAAUUGUAUUUUGUUCUUACAGCAGUUUUGUAAAGAAGGCAGGACAGGUAUUCUUAACCCAUCGUAUAAUUGAGGACACUGUAUCUCCUUGGCCCAAAUCUUACAGUGACAUAGUUAUGGCUGAAGCAACGUCUUCAUACACAGUGCUAUUCGGUGUCUAAGCUGACUAUUUGAUCUGUAUUCAAAGUUCAAUGAUUUGGGUGUGGCUGGCCCAAAUUCCCAAGGGGGUUCAUCUCCCUUCAACUAGUAUUUCAUUUGCAAUUGAAAAGUGUCACUUGAUUCCUAGGCUCAAUAGAGGAGGGAAAUCUUAGCUUCAUCUGAUUAUAGCAUCUAUGCAUUCAAGACAUUUCUUUGACUGAAUAAUUAUCAUUCUGGAUCAAUUUCUAUCUCGCUCAUCUUUAAUAAUACCUCGCUGUAAGCACUUGUUUCUAUAGUGCAUAUGCAUUCAUUGCUAAGCACUCUUGAGACCGUUGCGAUUCUAGUGGUGAAUUAAAGGGCAGAAACAGACGAGUAAGAACCCAAUAAAUCAGAUAAUCUACUUUACUGUAUUUCCAUUUUAAUACUUAUCACUGAGUGUUUGUCAGUGAGGCCAACGUUAGAUAUGUUGACGAAGCUUACUUGAGAUGGUUUUUAAAAGUUUUGAACCAGAAGAUUUUAAAUUUUUCCAAUGUUACUCAAUGGAAAAUUCCCCCACAUGGGCAUAUGCCUGUGGGAGAGGAUGUGGGGGUGUGGCUUGUGAGUGUGUUUGAGUAACUACAUCAGAGCUGAAAUCGGUUAAGUCUUCUGUGCUGAUGACACAGAAGAAUCACAUUUUACCCCAUGGGGAAGUUUAGCCCAUCGUCAUGUGUACACACAUAAACACAUUUUUAUAA
Neofelis nebulosa (Clouded leopard) is the source of this 4873-nucleotide messenger RNA. RefSeq names its product cytokine dependent hematopoietic cell linker (gene CLNK). Gene Ontology annotation, biological process: intracellular signal transduction; cell surface receptor protein tyrosine kinase signaling pathway. The coding region runs from base 236 to 1522 and encodes 428 amino acids. The record is from RefSeq and is a predicted model, not a curated record. The transcript has 19 exons. Lineage: Eukaryota; Metazoa; Chordata; Mammalia; Carnivora; Felidae.